Molecule: messenger RNA, 1020 nt
Organism: Myotis daubentonii (Daubenton's bat)
Lineage: Eukaryota; Metazoa; Chordata; Mammalia; Chiroptera; Vespertilionidae
Gene: BATF3
Product: basic leucine zipper ATF-like transcription factor 3
Exons: 3
Coding region: 118-531 (137 amino acids)
Biological process (GO): regulation of transcription by RNA polymerase II
Cellular component (GO): nucleus
Molecular function (GO): DNA-binding transcription factor activity, RNA polymerase II-specific; RNA polymerase II cis-regulatory region sequence-specific DNA binding
Source: RefSeq, a predicted model, not a curated record
UGCGGGGGGCGGGAGAGCGCGGGUAGGCAGCGCCCCGCGUGCAGGGCGCGGCGGGCCGCGCGGCCGCUCCUCCCGCAAGGCUGCGCGGCUGGGCGGCGGGGCCGACGAGCGCCCGGCAUGUCGCAGGGGCUCCCGGCCGCCGGCAGCGUCCCGCCGAGGAGCGUCGCGGCGCCGGGGAACCAGUCGCAGCCGCAGAGCCCUGAGGAUGAUGACAGGAAGGUCCGAAGGAGAGAGAAAAACCGCGUUGCUGCUCAGAGAAGUCGGAAGAAGCAGACCCAGAAGGCUGACAAACUCCAUGAGGCUAAAGCCGGGAAAAGUACCGCAAGCCUCCAGCCCGUGCCAUCCCCUCGUCUCCUGAGACAUCCUGGCCAAGCCCUCACUCUGAGCAGCCCUGCCUGUAGACCUCCAGUCGGCUCCACGGAAACCAUACUGCAAAGCUGGUGUGUGUAUGUCAUUCUAAUGCAAAAACGAGGAAGUGAGAUGAUUUCUUAUGACCUUUUGGACAAUUUGCUAAUUACUGGUGGACACUAACUGCUAAAGAAUAAAGAUUCGUUAAUAUCUAACAGAGAAGAAGUAUGAACAAAAACAAAAGUCCUAUUUUCCCUUCUAUUGUAUAGGAUAAUCAUUGUGAAGUUAAGUAACAAUUAGGCCUUAAGUCCUACUGAUGGCAUUCAAUAGUUAAAUGUGGGUUCUUGGUGUGAAAUGUAUUGUUAAAAAUUCGGAAGUAAGUUUGGAGCUAACUUUCAACUGAUGACCACAACCUCUAUAUCAGCUGCCUCAGUUUCCCCCAUACCAGUGAAUUCUCCAUUCUUCAAAAUGCCUCCACUUUCCCAUCUCUCUCCUGUCAUGUUUAACCCCUGUCUCCUCAAAUUCCAGCUCCUUCUUGAAACCUCUUGUAAUCUACCUAGUCCAAACUCUGUAGCACUUUGUCACACACAGGUUGCUCUGUAUUCGACCUAAAAAUCCAUUUUUUCCUUCUGAUUUAAAAAUAAUUAAAAUACUUGGAAAGCCCUCAAAAGC